Oncorhynchus keta (chum salmon) is the source of this 1574-nucleotide messenger RNA. RefSeq names its product ADP-ribosylation factor 3a (gene arf3a). The transcript has 5 exons. Gene Ontology annotation, biological process: vesicle-mediated transport; intracellular protein transport. The record is from RefSeq and is a predicted model, not a curated record. Gene Ontology annotation, cellular component: cytoplasm; plasma membrane. Gene Ontology annotation, molecular function: GTPase activity; GTP binding. Bases 217 to 762 code for a protein of 181 amino acids. NCBI's taxonomy places the organism in Eukaryota, Metazoa, Chordata, Actinopteri, Salmoniformes, Salmonidae.
GGCCCAUGAAGUGAUGGAGAGGUGUACUUGGUGAGCUCAUCAUCGCGAGACUUAAGGAGCAACAUGUCUUUCUUUGCGACUUCUCGCGAGAGACAAACUGCACUGCCCGAAUCCAGCUGGUACGUCUAAAAGAGCUCUGUAGCAGUGAGUUGAGGUCCGACCAGCCAUCCAGCCAGCCAGCCAGCCGCCAGCCGGUAAACCAGCCAGCCAGUCACCAUGGGGAACAUCUUUGGCAACCUGCUGAAGAGCCUUUUAGGGAAGAAGGAGAUGAGGAUCCUGAUGGUGGGGCUGGACGCUGCAGGGAAGACCACCAUCCUAUACAAACUGAAGCUGGGAGAGAUAGUCACCACCAUCCCCACUAUCGGGUUUAACGUGGAGACGGUUGAGUAUAAGAACAUCAGUUUCACGGUGUGGGACGUGGGUGGCCAGGACAAGAUCAGGCCUCUGUGGAGACACUACUUCCAGAACACACAGGGUUUGAUCUUUGUGGUGGACAGUAACGACCGUGAGCGGGUGAACGAGGCUCGGGAGGAGCUGAUGAGGAUGCUGGCUGAGGACGAGCUACGAGACGCCGUGCUUCUCAUCUUUGCUAAUAAACAGGACCUGCCCAAUGCCAUGAACGCAGCAGAGAUCACAGACAAGCUGGGGCUCCACUCCCUACGUCACCGCAACUGGUACAUCCAGGCCACCUGCGCCACCAGCGGAGACGGCCUGUACGAGGGCCUCGACUGGCUGGCCAAUCAGCUGAAGAACAAGAAGUGAGUGGACCAAUCAGAGGAGAGUGAAGAGAAACCUUGAUGUCAGCUCUUGAAACAGGAAGUGGUAGUUGGUUGUAGUUGAUCCAUUGAGUGAAUAAUCCUGACACGGCGGGAGUGAAAUGUGAUUGGUAUGUGCUGUAGGAAGGGGGCUUAAACUGUACCAUUCCUUGAGGACAUUUUCAACCCGAUGUCAAUUAUUAAAAACAGUUAUCGCCUUUCAGACAUGUGCCAUCAAUGUCAAUACAUGACAUUUCCUACACGAUUAUGAACACAUUGAUAAGCAUCCCGUUUUUGGAAGCACUAUUUAUGUAUCAAUUGAUUAAUUCAUGAAUACAUUAUUUAUUCAUUUAUGUCAUUUGACUUCUACAUCAGGAUGGAUACUAGCAAAAUGUUAUUUGGUUUUGGAACACCGUAUUAUGCAUGACCGUACAGUAAAAGAUCUCUCGGAAAUGAAGUUUGGAAUUGUGUCUGUCUGAUGUUAUCUAUUUAGCCAGUCUUCUGACAGUAUUCUCCUUUUACACUCAAAUUGCUACUGCUGGUUGGAGCAAUGCAGUAAUGGUCGACAUUAAUGAACAGUGACAUAGGUUUGUGUAAAACACAUCCAAUAUGCAAGAGCAUGCUUUUUUCUAUGUCAACUGUCUAUUACCCAUUUUACUCAACAAGUACAAACAUAUACCUGAACAAAAUAUACCUGAAAAAUACCUGAAGGAGUCAUCGUGGUUGAUAUGUUCAAUUGUAGUUAUCGGGAUUUGUGUAUGCACUGAUAUAUAUCGAUAUGAAGACGGAAUCCGCAUUAGGGGAUACAGCCCCCCCCCC